Messenger RNA from Nilaparvata lugens (brown planthopper), 856 nucleotides. Its product is annotated as eukaryotic initiation factor 4A-III. Gene Ontology annotation, cellular component: catalytic step 2 spliceosome; nucleolus. The record is from RefSeq and is a predicted model, not a curated record. Gene Ontology annotation, molecular function: ATP binding; mRNA binding; RNA helicase activity. NCBI's taxonomy places the organism in Eukaryota, Metazoa, Arthropoda, Insecta, Hemiptera, Delphacidae.
GUUUGUCUGAUCUCUGCUACACUCCCCCAUGAAAUUUUGGAAAUGACCAGCAAAUUCAUGACUGACCCCAUCAGAAUCCUUGUAAAACGUGAUGAACUGACACUGGAAGGAAUCAAGCAGUUCUUUGUUGCCGUUGAACGCGAAGAAUGGAAGUUUGACACACUCUGUGACCUGUAUGACACACUCACUAUUACACAGGCUGUCAUCUUCUGCAAUACUAAGCGAAAAGUGGAUUGGUUGACAGAAAAAAUGAGGGAAGCCAACUUUACAGUCAGUUCUAUGCAUGGUGAUAUGCCUCAGAAUGAGAGAGAUACCAUCAUGAAAGAAUUCAGAUCAGGCACCAGUCGUGUGCUGAUCACGACGGACGUGUGGGCGCGAGGCAUAGACGUGCAACAGGUGUCACUGGUGAUCAACUACGACCUGCCCAACAACCGUGAGCUCUACAUCCACCGCAUCGGUCGGUCGGGUCGCUUCGGGCGCAAGGGUGUCGCCAUCAACUUUGUCAAAAGCGACGACAUCAGGAUUCUGCGCGACAUCGAACAGUACUACUCCACGCAGAUCGACGAAAUGCCUAUGAAUGUGGCUGAUUUGAUCUAAGACGUCGUCCUUUGAUAUUAUGAUGCAAACUACCUGUAAGAAAAUAGAAUAGUUUUGUAUUAUCUCAUUAACAAAGUUCAUUUCAUUCAUUAUGAAUAUUCUUCAAUUUUCUCACAAUCUUUCACUGGUUGAUGAUUAUCAAUAUUCAAUGAUGUUUUAAUAAAUACCCUAUAACAAAAUAAAAUGAUUUAUUGUUUAUAGAUUAAAUAUCUUUGAUGCAAUAAAACUACUGUUUUAAUAAUUUGACAUUACAGUGCAA